GCGCGUGGAAAAAUCCGUCGUCAUGUCCUAUUUUCUCCAUUUUAGUGUUGCUAAUGUUUUGGUAGGCGUCAGUGUGCUGUUCGCGGAAUAGGCUGGUAAAUAAAUCAUGGGGAGAAAAAAGAAGAAGCAGAUGAAGCCCUGGUGUUGGUACUGUAACAGGGAUUUUGAUGAUGAAAAGAUUCUCAUUCAGCAUCAGAAGGCCAAGCACUUUAAGUGUCACAUAUGUCACAAGAAGUUAUAUACUGGUCCUGGUCUGGCCAUCCACUGUAUGCAGGUUCACAAAGAAACAAUUGAUGGAGUCCCUAAUGCAAUACCGGGAAGGACUGACAUAGAACUGGAGAUCUAUGGAAUGGAGGGUAUUCCAGAGAAAGACAUGGAGGAGAGGAGACGUGUGCUUGAACAAAAAACACAGGAAAAUCAGAAGAAAAAACAGCAAGAUGACUCGGAUGACGAUGACGAGGAUGAAGAGGCUGGUCCCUCCUUCCAGCAGCCAGCAACAACCGUACAGCCUCAGGCAGCCUAUGCCCCUAUGACCCAGCCAGGAAUGGCCCCUGUCCCAGCGCCAGGGAUGCCACCUGGAAGCUACUCAGGAAUGCCCCCAAUGAUGCCUGGUGUCCCCCCUAUGAUGCCAGGGAUGCCUCCUGUCAUGCCCGGGAUGCCUCCAGGCAUGAUGCCAAUGAGUGGGAUGAUGCCACCUACACAUGGAAUGCCCCCGAUGAUGCCAGGCAUGCCCCCAGGAAUACCUCCUCCCAUGGGUCAUCACCCUGGCAUGCCCCACAUGGCUCAGGCCCCUCCUACCACCCGACCGGCUGUGCCUGUCACAGCAAUACCCACGCCACAGCCAAGUAUCUCCAAGCCACUGUUUCCCAGUGCAGGACAGAUGGGGACUCGAGCUCCAAGCACAAGCUCAGGCUCCUCCAGUCUGGACAGUUUGUCAGCAUCCUCUAAACCGCUGUUUGGUCUCUCUCUGCAGGUCCAGCAGGCUGGUUCUGGUGUAGCGGUGAGCUCUGCACCACCUUCUGCUGCGCCCAAACCAACAUUCCCAGCUUACACCCAGUCCUCCGCCACUGCUGCAGCCAACACGAGCAGCACUGUGGCCAAACCGGGCACCCCAGUCACAAGUAAGCCAGCCACCCUCACCACCACCAGUGCAACCAGUAAGUUGAUCCACCCUGAUGAAGAUAUAUCACUGGAGGAGUUGCGAGCACAGCUGCCUCGCUACCAGUGUAAAGUCCCGAGUGCAGGACAGCCCCAUGUGACUUCCCCACCAGUUGCGCCGAUGGGGGGGGUGUUGCCCCCUCAGCAGGGCAUUCCUGCACAGCAGCCAGGUGUUCGGCAUCCCAUGCAAGGGCCAUUCGGUGCUCCGCCGCAGGGCGUGCCCGGGUACGUCCCAGGAGGAAUGCCUCCUUAUGGACAAGCCCCACCCAUGGUGCCUCCCUACCAGGCUGCUCCCCCUCGGCCCGCCAUUGGCAUGAGACCUCCUGUAAUGUCUCCUGGAGGCCGAUAUUGAAGCGUCACCACUGGUCUUCAUUAGGUUUGGUGAUUCAACCAUUUUACCAUCUAGUGGCGUGCUUUACAAUCCAGAUCAGUAACCGUAACCCUUCUUGCAAUGAGGAGAUGGAUUAAUCAAACUGUGUAACGCAUGGGACAUUUGAUUUUACCAAGUCUAUUAUUUGGACCUACCCUUUGUUGCAGAUCAUACAGUCUGGCUUUUUUCUCAUGUUUUGUUUAGGUUUUUAGAAGUGAAGUGUAGUAAAUAUGGUUCGUAUUAAUUUGAAGCGGCUGGAGUUUCGUACAGCACCUUUAACAAGGCAAGUCACUGUAAAUAUACUACUGUACUAAAAGUGUGAAGCCUUCGCAGCACCCAUAGGUGCUGUUGGACGUCCCGUCCCCAGCGUUGCUUGGUGAGGGCUUCAGAUAGCUGACACUGUUGGAUUUAUUUUUCUAUGUCUGCUUGUCUACAUUUACAGUGUUCUCUCUGUAGGGCCAAACACAUAAGACUCCUGUGAAUGCUAUCUGUACUGUUCCACUGUUAAUUGUAAUAAACUAUUGAAAUCUAACGGCUGUUUUUUCAUUAGCAAGUAAAGGACAACCUCACAAGGUUUGUACUACAAAUGCUCAACGUGAUGGCUGUUGUAUAUUUGUACGAAAGCUGUGUGAUUGCAGUGUUUGUGGGUGAGAGGGCAACUGAAGCAUUUGCAUCCACAUUUGAUGUUCCUACCGGUCCUUUCAUAUUAAAGUUUGGAUUUAAAGGGGUCAAAUCGUUAGGAAUCAAGUUCUCCUUGAUCUUUUGAGAGAAAUGAGUUUAGUACCGUGUCAAAACAUCCUCCUCAGUCCAAAAAGACCAUCAUCAUAACAUCUCACAACUUCUAACGUCAGUGAACAACAGACAGACUAACAGUGACAAGGUGAUAAAUAAACACAGUAUGACUGUUUUUGAUGGGAGAAAAAAAAUCACAUAGUGGAUAUGUAUAAGACCCCUUUAAAUUCUCAGCUUCUUAUGCAAGGACAUAUGGCUGCUAGUCAAAAAGAAAAACAACCAUUCAGAUAGCAGUUUCCUGAAAAUCACAGUCUUGAGAGACUGAAAUAACCCUUGUGAACCUGAGAAUCAUUUAUGUCCAGGCUAAGGCUCAUCGCUUGUGAUUUUCAGGAAGAGGCAGGUAAGAAGGUGACUGUAGUUCACUGUGGUUGUUGUCCUAAACUGAGGAUUUCUCUUCUCCUUGUAGCAAUGCCAUGGGACUGGCUGAGGCAGAGUCUCAGUGUUGCCCUGCACAGGCUGAGGCAAGUCUCACAUUUUCUCUCUUUCCUCUCUUAUUCAGGGGGCCUCACAGCCGUUUGGCUGUUGGAUACAAAUGUCCCCAAACUUAGAGCAAGUUUGGUGAUGGCCCCCGGGUUUAUUAAUAUCAGGAGAGUUCUCUUAACUAACUCAUAGUUUUAGCUAACGUGUUAAAAAUAGAUACAUGUGCUUCAAAAGUUUGAGGUUUGUAAUGUUGCGAAAAUGCAUUGAAUUGAUCAAAAGUGACCGUAAAUACAGUUACAGGAUUUCUGCAGUUUUUUUUUUUUUAACCUUCUCUUCAAGGAAUCCUGAAAAAAAGUGUUACCGUUUUCACAAAAUUAUUAGGCAGCAUAACUGCUUUCAAUAUUAAUAGUAAUUGAGCAGCAAAUCAGUACAUUAGAAAGAUUUCUGAAGGAUCGUGUGACACUGAAGACUCGAGUAAUGAUGCUGAAAAUUCAGCUUCGCUUUUCACAGGAAUAAAUUAUAUUUUAACCAGUGUUCACAUAGAAAAGUUGCUUUAAAUUGUAAUAAUAUUUCACAGUAUUGCUGUAUUUUUAAAUAAAUGCAGUCUUGGCGAGUAUGAGAAUGAUUAAAAAAAUCUUACCAGCCUCAAUCUUUUGAACGGAAGUGUUUAUUAAAAUAAUCUGUUCAGUUUUCAACCACAUCUAUGGCAUGCUGUUGAUUACCACAGACUAUGAUUUUGACUCAUCUCUCAGUUUGUAAGAAACAAAUGGGAAAUGGAUAUGCAGUAAUUACAAUGAAAGUUAUGCAAACUAGAAAUAGCAGCUUGCUCAUAAACAUAACGUGGUAGCAUUAUACUUGGUGUGCUAACCAACUGUAUUCGUGCAGUUAGGUGGAGCUGAGGUUUUAAACUCUCCCACAAGAAUUGCAUUCAUAAAACACAAGAAGAGUUCUUCCACCUUAAAUAAUCAUAUUUAAAUUGUUGUUACUUUACUAUUUUUACAAACUGAAAGAUGAGGUGAAAUUAUUCAGUGUGCCUCAGAUUCUUUCCAUGAGCAUUGUUGAAAAUCCAGAGUAUUAUAUGUGGUAAGAUAUUUAUGUAUAUAUGUGUGUGUGUGCUUUUAAUGCAUCAUAGAAGUUUCAUAAUGAGAAAAGAUGCAGUUGAGCAGUAGCACUGGGGAGUAAUGUGUGAUUUUGUUUAACAAGCUCUUCUACUGGUUUUGGAAAAGGUUGGCAUGUUUCUUGGCACUAAUGGUGUAUUUGAUGGAUUUCUGUCCACAGUUUGGCUUUGAUAUCAAUCCAUAGAACUACUUCAAGGUUUCCUUUAGCAUCUAGCUGACCAUACAAAUCGGAUGGUUUGUGUUUUGUAAAGUACUUUCUUUGUGUAGUUUGUGGUUAUGUUUCUUUUAUCUGCCCAGUUGCUACUCUUCAUUCACUCUUGAUUUUUAAUGAAAAUGUAAUCCAGCCAGGAUCCCCUUUACAGGUUAGACCGAGCAAGUAUAAUUAUUCCUCAUUUGUAAAUCUGUUUACCUUCUGUUGAUGGGUAGAGAUAUACAGGAGUCAUUGCUUUCCUGUUCACUGUCCUGGUAAGUUUACAACUUGUAUGUGAAUCAGUAGUCCUUGUUCUCUUUGAGUUGUUUCAGAGUUUGAAAUGGCCUGUGAUCUGUCUAUUGUUUUGUUGUUUUUUCUUUGCAGUAGAGUGCAGCACUGAGUUUCCUUUUCUUUUUGUCCUGUUUAAAUAUAAUAAAAGCUGAGAUAAAACCAA
Molecule: messenger RNA, 4502 nt
Organism: Onychostoma macrolepis
Lineage: Eukaryota; Metazoa; Chordata; Actinopteri; Cypriniformes; Cyprinidae
Gene: znf207a
Product: zinc finger protein 207, a
Exons: 11
Coding region: 107-1510 (467 amino acids)
Cellular component (GO): nucleus
Source: RefSeq, a predicted model, not a curated record